Messenger RNA from Colossoma macropomum (tambaqui), 1845 nucleotides. It is a transcript of the gene eno1a, whose product is annotated as enolase 1a, (alpha). Gene Ontology annotation, cellular component: phosphopyruvate hydratase complex. Gene Ontology annotation, biological process: glycolytic process. The transcript is spliced from 12 exons. Bases 115 to 1413 code for a protein of 432 amino acids. Gene Ontology annotation, molecular function: phosphopyruvate hydratase activity; magnesium ion binding. The record is from RefSeq and is a predicted model, not a curated record. Lineage: Eukaryota; Metazoa; Chordata; Actinopteri; Characiformes; Serrasalmidae.
UUUCUCCGCCUAUCAGGACGCAGCAGCGCAGCCAUCAGUUCUCUGUGCUCGCUGCAGCGGCGGAGAGUGAGGACGCAGCUUCGCUUACACACAGCCACUCUAAGAUCCUGCAACAUGUCCAUCCUGAAGAUCCACGCUCGUGAGAUUUUUGACUCACGUGGAAACCCCACGGUUGAGGUUGAUCUCUACACUAAGAAAGGUCUCUUCAGAGCUGCAGUGCCCAGCGGUGCUUCCACUGGUAUCUAUGAGGCCCUCGAGCUCCGUGACAAUGACAAGACCCGUUAUUUGGGCAAAGGUGUCUCAAAAGCUGUUGAGCAUAUCAAUAAAACAAUUGCACCUGCCCUGGUUAGCCAGAGCGUGUCUGUCCUGGAGCAGGAGAAGAUUGACAAGCUGAUGCUUGAUAUGGAUGGCACAGACAACAAAUCAAAGUUCGGUGCCAAUGCCAUCCUGGGUGUGUCCCUGGCUGUGUGCAAGGCUGGAGCUGCAGAGAAAGGCGUCCCACUCUACCGCCACAUCGCUGACCUUGCUGGAAACCCAGAGGUCAUCCUCCCAGUCCCUGCUUUCAACGUUAUCAACGGUGGUUCUCAUGCUGGCAACAAGCUGGCCAUGCAGGAGUUCAUGAUCCUGCCUGUUGGGGCCAGCAGCUUCAAAGAGGCCAUGCGCGUUGGCGCUGAGGUCUACCACAACCUGAAGAACGUUAUCAAGGAGAAGUAUGGCAAGGACGCCACCAAUGUGGGAGACGAGGGUGGCUUUGCUCCCAACAUCCUGGAGAACAAAGAGGCUCUUGAGCUGCUGAAGACAGCCAUCAGCAAGGCUGGCUACACUGACAAAAUUGUGAUCGGCAUGGAUGUGGCUGCAUCUGAGUUCUACAAGGGCGGCAAGUACGACCUGGACUUCAAGUCACCUGAUGACCCCAGCCGUUACAUCUCUCCUGACCAGCUGGCUGACCUCUACAAGAGCUUUGUGAAGGAUUAUCCAGUUGUCUCCAUUGAGGAUCCCUUUGACCAGGAUGACUGGGACGCCUGGUCCAAGUUCACCGCCAGCACAAGCAUCCAGGUGGUGGGUGAUGACCUGACUGUGACCAACCCCAAGCGCAUUGCUAAGGCCGUGUCAGACAAGGCCUGCAACUGCCUGUUGCUCAAGGUCAACCAGAUCGGCUCUGUCACAGAGUCCCUGCAGGCUUGCAAGCUUGCACAGUCCAAUGGCUGGGGUGUGAUGGUCAGCCAUCGCUCCGGAGAGACUGAAGACACCUUCAUUGCUGACCUGGUGGUUGGCCUCUGCACUGGCCAGAUCAAGACUGGCGCCCCCUGCCGAUCAGAGCGUCUGGCCAAGUACAAUCAACUGCUAAGGAUUGAGGAGGAGCUUGGAGACAAGGCCCGCUUUGCCGGCAAGAACUUCAGGAAGCCCAUCUGAGGAGCAGGCCUUUCUUGGGCCUUUGUGUCUGUAACAUACUCGCACUCCCACACAUAGAGCCACGCAACGUCACCCUCUCCAGAACGGAGGGAGGUUGGAAAGGCAUUGAAACUCAAGGUCCAAGUCUGUAGGCUAUGGCACACUACUUCUGUGCCAACACGUACUCCCAUCUUCUAUGCUUUGGCACCCCAAAUAGCACUGAUCCUUUAAUUAUGUCUGUGUUUCUGUAAGAGAUCUUUGUUUUGCUUCUCGUGAGUUGUAGUGAAACUGGUCCUCUGUUGAGUGUUUUUAGUAAACAACCAUGUUGUUCAGUAUGCUGCGGUGUGUAGCCCAGAGUAUGUGCAUUGUGUUGCCUUUGAAAAGCUGUAGUGUUGCUGUAAAGCGUGGCAUACCAACAAAUAAACUAUACUCAAGUGGAAGAGUGUUACAGUG